GCCUGGAGUUUCCCGCGAGUUUGAGUUGCCGCCAAAAAAAAAACACCACCGUUUUGUUUUCCCUAAAAAUUGAAUGCACCUCUCACUAUAUCGCUCGGAUUCAUUCAUUCAAUCAAUCAGUCCAAAGCAAAAUCCCUAACUUUCCCUCUCUUCACCCUUCUAUGGCGUCUCGGAAAAUGAACGAGUACGAACGCCAGCGACUGGAGAACAUUCGCCGCAACGAUGAGAUGAUGGCCGCCCUCAAGCUCCAUUCCAAGGCCGCCUCCCUCCUCUCCAAGCGCCCGAGGGUUACGACCAAGUCGUACAGUGUCAAAUCUGAGAAGAAGCCCAAAGCCGAAACCGCAGUCGUCAUCCGCCGCUCCCUCCGCACCAGGGGUAUCCCGCCCGAUUCCAAAGGGCUCGAUGCAGAAACUCUAGAUUCACUUCCCGUGCUUCACAGUUCGGCCGCCAAAAUCGAACCUUCCUGCAAAACAUUGGGCCCUCUUCCUAUGAGUGAUGCAUAUGAAGGGGAAGACGAUUCUGAUCGGUCAUUCAUCGAAUCGAUUGUCGCCAUGGCAAAGAAGGAAGCCCGGGAAGGAGAGUUUGAUGGUAAGGAUGAACUUCGGGGUUCCUUAGAGCUGGAGUCUAUGGAUUUGAAUUCCGAGAACAUAGCAAGAAUUGUUCCUGGAAGGAUAACUGCAGUGCGGUUUUUCCCUUCCACUAGUGUGAAGAUGGUUGUGGCUGGUAACAAGUUUGGGAACCUUGGGUUCUGGGAUGUUGGAGAUGAUAAAGGGCGGAUUCAUUUAUACCAUCCUCAUCCUGCUCCUAUUUCUGAGAUAUUGGUUCAGCCAUAUUGCUUGUCCAAGAUCUAUACAAGUUGUUAUGAUGGAUUUCUUCGGCUUAUGGAUGCCGAGAAGGAAAUCUUUGAUUUGGUAUAUAGUAGUGAUGAGGCUAUAUAUAGUCUCCACCAACCAAAAAAUGAGGCUAACGGCCUAUAUUUUGGCGAGGGUCGUGGUGGUUUGGCUGUUUGGGAUAAUAGGAUGGGGAAAUGUUCGUCUCGCUGGAUUUUGCAUGAAGGUAGGAUUAAUACAAUAGAUUUCAAAUGUGAAAGCCCUUACGUUCUAGCUACUGGUUCUUCUGAUGGGACUGCUUGCACUUGGGAUUUGAGAUAUGCCAAUGGUGACAAAAUGACUGCCUUAAAGACUUUCACUCACAAAAGGGCUGUGCAGUCUGCUUACUUCUCUCCUUCUGGAUGUAGCCUGGCAACAACAAGCACGGAUAACACAAUCGGAAUAUAUAGUGGCGCUGACUUGGAGGAUGCAGCUUCUGUAUAUCAUGACAACCAGACUGGCAGAUGGCUUUCUUCUUUCAGAGCAAUAUGGGGUUGGGAUGACUCAUAUUUAUUCGUCGGAAAUAUGAAAAGAGGAGUUGAUGUUCUCUCAACAAGCCAAAGGAAAAUAGUUACUACUUUCCAGAGUGCACAUAUGUCUGCCAUUCCAUGUAGAUUUGAUGCACACCCAUAUGAGGUUGGAAUGCUUGCAGGAGCUACAAGUGGAGGGCAGGUCUAUAUUUGGACAUCACGCUAGGUUGUUUAUUCGCUGAUAACUGUGUUGUACACAACAAAAUAGAUCACUUUAGUGCGUUGUUUUCCAUCUUUUGGUAGUGUUAAUGUAAAUGUUAAAUGUGCUAAGUUUAUGCUAGACUUAACUGUAACAGUUUCUUUAUUUGUUCGUUCACCUUUUUAGUUUCUGUUACCAAGCAAACCAGGUUUUGAAUCUCUUUGAUUCUUGAAUGAUAGUUCUUUAGCCUUUUUAGUCUCUAUUACCAAUCAAUUAGUGGUCUUGG
This is a messenger RNA of Arachis duranensis, 1824 nucleotides long. RefSeq lists its product as uncharacterized. Gene Ontology annotation, cellular component: nucleus. The transcript is spliced from 5 exons. The record is from RefSeq and is a predicted model, not a curated record. Bases 162 to 1565 code for a protein of 467 amino acids. Gene Ontology annotation, biological process: regulation of DNA damage checkpoint. NCBI's taxonomy places the organism in Eukaryota, Viridiplantae, Streptophyta, Magnoliopsida, Fabales, Fabaceae. Gene Ontology annotation, molecular function: DNA binding; protein binding.